Molecule: messenger RNA, 4849 nt
Organism: Elephantulus edwardii (Cape elephant shrew)
Lineage: Eukaryota; Metazoa; Chordata; Mammalia; Macroscelidea; Macroscelididae
Gene: DLC1
Product: deleted in liver cancer 1
Exons: 17
Coding region: 55-4635 (1526 amino acids)
Biological process (GO): actin cytoskeleton organization; signal transduction; regulation of Rho protein signal transduction
Cellular component (GO): focal adhesion; membrane raft
Molecular function (GO): protein binding; GTPase activator activity; lipid binding
Source: RefSeq, a predicted model, not a curated record
UCGUUUCACCUUGUCUGGAAUGCAUCUUUCUGUCUGGUGUUAAACUACGAUGACAUGUCUGCGGCCAUCAGAAAGAGAAGCUGGGAAGAGCAUGUGACCCAAUGGAUGGGGUUGCCAUUUAAUUCUGAUGAUUUGAACACAGCAUGUCAUCAUGGACUAGCCGCUGACAGCGUGCAGGAAAGCAUGGAAAAAGAUGCAACUCUACAUGCAGACCGCAAGGAGAAGUGUGUAUCUUUACCAGACUGCUGUCAUGACAGGUCUGAGCUGAGAGAUUUCUCUGGGAGGCCAAUGGGUCAUGUUGCAAAAGAAGUGGAUGACAAUGACAGUCACGAAGGUGAAGACCAGUUUCUUUCUCUGGAGGCCAGCACAGAGACAUUAGUGCAUGUUUCUGAUGAAGAUACAGAUUCAGAUUUAUAUUCUGUAGAUCAUAAACAGAUUAUAGCUACUGAAGGGCAUAAAAUCUCAGACCAACAUAACAUCGCAGGAUCAGGUUCCUCGGUAAAGACCCUAUCCGUGACGGAGACUAACCAAGAUUCAUGUAACUCCUGGAUAAUGGCGAGUGACCCUGAUUUACAUCAAGUAGAAGAUAUGAAGGAAGGAAAAGUUAUUGAUACUAUAAGGAGAAGCCUGGCGCUUUCUGAUGACAUAAACUUAUGUGACAUAAAAGAUACAUCACAAGUAAACACAUGUGAUUCUUUGAAGGUGAAAAAGAUCGUGCCUGAGAAGCAGUUGCUUAACUCUGCUGUAAUUGCUCAGCAGCGAAGGAAAAAUGACCUCCCUAAAGAUGGAGGUGAAAGAAACUUCCUCAGUGAGUCCUCUGCUACUCCUUGCUCCGAGAGAGGACCACCUUUAUUACAAGCAAACUAUGGAAGCUGCCUUCUGCAGGCUCCUUUCUGCCCCAGUGGAAUGUCAGCUGAAAAUGGCCUGGAGGAGAGUGCUUUCUCAGAACAGCAAAACAGAAGUCUUCUCAAAGUCAAGGAAGGAGAUGGCAUGCCGUGUUUACACAUAAAGGAUGAUGGUUUGACCACCCAGGAACCAGCAGAUUAUCAAGUCAGACUUCGCAAAAGAAAGGAAGUAAGAGAAGAUCGAGAUAGGGCGCGGCUGGACUCCAUGGUGCUGCUAAUUAUGAAACUGGACCAACUGGAUCAGGACAUCGAGAAUGCCCUGAGCACCAGCUCCUCUCCAUCCAGCACCCCAGCAAACCUGCGGCGGCAUGUGCCCGAUCUGGAAUCAGGAUCUGAAAGUGGACCAGAUACCAUUUCAGAAAAUCAUACACAAAUAAAUGCGCCUUCUAUCACGGAGUCCACUACUCUGCUAUCUUCUAUCCAAGCACACAACUCUGGAACCAAACCCAAGGCUGUGGCUGCUUCAGGUGUUUCAGAUAAAGCGCAAGCUGAAAUUGAAGCCAAGGAAGCUUGUGAUUGGCUCCGGGCGACGGGUUUCCCGCAGUAUGCACAGCUUUAUGAAGAUCUCCUGUUUCCCAUUGAUAUUACCUUGGUCAAGAGAGAACAUGAUUUUCUGGACAGAGAUGCCAUUGAGGCUUUAUGCAGGCGUCUAAAUACUUUAAACAAAUGUGCGGUGAUGAAGCUAGAGAUUAGUCCUCGUCGGAAGAGAAGUGAAGAUUCUGAUGAGGAUGAGCCUUGUGCAAUAAGUGGCAAAUGGACUUUCCAGAGGGAUAGCAAGAGGUGGUCCCGGCUGGAAGAGUUUGAUGUCUUUUCUCCGAAGCAGGACCCAGUACCUGGGUCCCCCGACAGUUCCCACCUGAAGAACGCAGCAAGCCAUGAAAGCAUGUUGACAGAGCUCAGCGAACAGCAGGAGGUGUCCUCGGUCCGCAGCCUCAGCAGCACCAGCAGUCUUGCCACCCACACGCCCCACAGCGCGGAUGUGGCAACACCCCGGACUAACUCGGUCAUUAGUGUCUGCUCCUCUAGCAACUUCAUUGGCAACGACGACUCCUUCUGCAGCCUGCCCUCUCCCAAGGAACUGUCCAGCUUCAGCUUUGGCAUGAAAGGCCACGAGAAAAGCACCAUGUCCAAGACACGCAGUCUGCUGAAGCGGAUGGAGAGCCUGAGGCUCCGGGGUUCCCACCACAGCAAGCACAAAGCGCCUUCCAAACUGGGGCUGAUCAUCAGUGGGCCUAUCCUGCAGGAGGGCAUGGACGAGGAGAAGCUGAAGCAGCUCAACUGUGUGGAGAUCUCCGCCCUUAAUGGCAACCACAUAAAUGUCCCCAUGGUACGAAAGAGGAGCGUUUCCAACUCCACACAGACCAGCAGUAGCAGCAGUCAGUCUGAGACCAGCAGCGCUGUCAGCACCCCCAGCCCUGUCACCAGGACCCGCAGCCCCAGUACUUGCAAUAAGCGAGUGGGCAUGUAUUUGGAGGGCUUUGAUCCUUUCAGUCAGUCCACAUUUAACAACAUCACUGAACAGAACUUCAAAAACCGAGAGAACUACUCAGAGGACACGGUGUUCUACAUCCCCGAAGAUCACAAACCUGGCACUUUCCCCAAGGCCCUCUCCAAUGGCAAUUUCUCUUCCUUAGAGAACAGUACCACUGUGAACUGGAGAACUGGGAGCUUCUACGGGCCUGGCCACAUCAACCUCAGAAGAGAAAACAGCAGCGACAUCCCCAAGGAACUGAAGAGACGCAAUUCCUCCAGUUCCAUGUGCAGCCGCCUGAGCAUCUACGACAACGUGCCAGGCUCCAUCCUUUACUCCAGUUCAGGUGACCUGGCUGACCUGGAGAACGAGGACAUCUUCCCCGAGCUGGAUGACAUCCUCUACCACGUGAAGGGCAUGCAGAGGAUAGUCAACCAGUGGUCCGAAAAGUUUUCCGAUGAGGGAGACUCCGACUCCGCCCUGGACUCUGUCUCUCCUUGCCCGUCCUCUCCAAAGCAGAUCCACCUGGAUGUGGACAAUGACCGCACCACACCCAGUGACUUGGACAGCACAGGCAACUCCCUGAACGAGCCAGAGGAGCCCUCUGACAUCCCCGAAAGGAGAGACUCCGGGGUCGGGGCUUCCCUGACAAGGUCCAAUAGGCACAGACUGAGAUGGCACAGCUUCCAGAGCUCACAUCGACCAAGUUUAAACUCCGUGUCCCUGCAGAUCAACUGCCAGUCUGUGGCCCAGAUGAACCUGCUGCAGAAAUACUCGCUCUUAAAGUUAACUGCCCUACUGGAGAAGUACACACCUUCUAACAAGCAUGGCUUUAGCUGGGCUGUGCCCAAGUUCAUGAAAAGGAUCAAAGUUCCAGACUACAAGGACCGAAGUGUGUUUGGGGUCCCUCUGACAGUCAAUGUGCAACGCACAGGACAGCCCCUCCCACAGAGCAUUCAGCAGGCCAUGCGCUAUCUCCGCAACCAUUGUCUGGACCAGGUUGGGCUCUUCAGAAAAUCUGGGGUCAAAUCCCGAAUUCAGGCUCUUCGCCAGAUGAACGAAACUGCGGUGGAUUUUGUCAACUAUGAGGGGCAGUCAGCUUACGAUGUGGCAGACAUGUUAAAGCAGUAUUUUCGAGAUCUUCCUGAGCCCCUGAUGACAAACAAACUCUCAGAAACCUUUUUACAGAUCUACCAGUAUGUGCCCAAGGACCAGUGUCUCCAGGCGAUCAAGGCCGCCAUUAUGCUGCUGCCGGAUGAGAACCGAGAGGUUCUGCAGACCCUGCUUUAUUUCUUGAGUGAUGUCACAGCUGCUGUAAAAGAAAACCAGAUGACACCAACCAACCUUGCUGUGUGCUUAGCGCCCUCCCUGUUCCAUCUCAACACCCUCAAGAGGGAGAAUUCUUCCCCCAGGGUGAUGCAAAGAAAGCAGAGUUUAGGCAAACCAGAUCAGAAAGAUUUGAAUGAAAACCUGGCUGCCACGCAAGGCUUGGCCCAUAUGAUCGCGGAGUGCAAGAAGCUCUUCCAGGUACCUGAAGAAAUGAGUCGAUGUCGGAAUUCCUACACCGAACAAGAGCUGAAGCCCCUCACCCUGGAAGCAUUGGGACGCCUAAGUAAUGAUGAAUCCGCUAACUACCACCACUUCCUCCAGGACUGUAUGGACAGCCUGUUUAAAGAAGUCAAAGAGAAGUUUAAGGGUUGGGUCAACUAUUCCACUUCAGACCAGGCUGAGCUGUCUUUCAAGAAGGUGAGUGAAGGACCCCCUCUAAGGCUUUGGAGGUCAACCAUCGAAGUCCCCGCAACACCUGAGGAGAUCUUAAAGCGCCUACUUAAGGAGCAGCACCUCUGGGAUGUAGACCUACUGGAUGCCAAAGUCAUUGAAAUUCUAGACAGCCAAACUGAGAUCUACCAGUAUGUCCAGAACAGUAUGGCACCCCAUCCGGCCCGGGACUACGUUGUUCUAAGGACGUGGAGGACAAAUUUACCUAAGGGAGCCUGUGCGCUUUUACUCACCUCCGUGGAUCAUGACCGGGCACCUGUGGUGGGUGUGAGAGUUAAUGUCCUCCUGUCCAGGUAUCUGAUGGAACCCUGUGGGUCAGGAAAAUCCAAGCUCACCUACAUGUGCAGAGCCGAUUUAAGGGGCCACAUGCCAGAGUGGUACACAAAAUCUUUUGGACAUUUGUGUGCAGCCGAAGUUGUAAAGAUCCGCGAUUCCUUCACCAACCAGAGCACAGAGACCAAAGACAGCAAAUCUAGGUGAUCACUGAACAGAGCACCAGUCCACCCUCUGGGCAUCUGUUUCUCGAGCCCUUGCCAGUCCUUGGAUGAAUGGUUUCUCCAUCUGAUCCUGAAACAGAAACUAUAAAUGAGAUUGCAGAAAUUGAGACCAUAGCAAUUUGAUACAUUUUUAAAGCUGCUUCCUGUUUGUUUAUGGUCUACCCUGUAGACCUUGACUGGAAUAUAUAAGAUUGUGC